Trifolium pratense (red clover) is the source of this 2769-nucleotide messenger RNA. Its product is annotated as putative leucine-rich repeat-containing protein DDB_G0290503. NCBI's taxonomy places the organism in Eukaryota, Viridiplantae, Streptophyta, Magnoliopsida, Fabales, Fabaceae. Bases 490 to 2481 code for a protein of 663 amino acids. The record is from RefSeq and is a predicted model, not a curated record. The transcript is spliced from 5 exons.
GAACCAUUAAGCACAACGGAACCGUAACAUUGCGUUACUAUCUGUCUCUCUUGUUUUGUUGUGCCUUCCAAACGAAGUUUCCUUCCUUCUCUCUUCCUCAUCCACUUCAAUCCCCUGCGCUCACGCCUACGAUACCACCAUAUUCACUUCCCACUCCAAAAACUAAACAAAACCAUUUUUAUUAUUUUUUUUAAUCAAUUAACCUUAAAUCACACCUUUCUCAUAUUCUGUAUUAUUUUUUACUUCUAACUAUUCAAUUUAUUUUAAGUUUUUCGAAUUGAACAAAAACAUAAUUUAAAAUUGAGAAUUUCUCAAUCCAAAAUUCAGAAGAGACUGGUUGUUACGUUGUUUCUUCUUCAUCCACCAUUAACACCGUUACAUUCGAUCACUACCUAAUUCAUAUUCAUCUCAAUUUCUUGCUUCGCUCCAAUUUUUAGGGUUUAUCAUAUUUUAUAUGUUAUUAUUAUUAUUAUUAUUCAAUUAAAUUAAAUGGCUGCCACCGGCGACGUUGAUGCCGAUGCGGUGCUCAGCGACGUCGAGGACGAAGGCGGCGAUCCGAUUCCGAUUGCAUCAAAUUCUCCGUCACCAGAUGACGUGUCCGUUGAGAAAUUUCGCGAGAUUCUCGCCGAGCUUGAUCGGGAAAAGGAAGCGCGUCUUGCCGCCGAGAAAGCGAAAUCGGAGUUACAGACUUCGUUUAAUCGAUUGAAAGUUCUUGCUCAGGAGGCUAUACGGAAGCGCGAUGAGUUCGGUCGGUUGCGUGAUGAUGCUGUUAGGGAGAAGGAAGAGAUGGCGAAGCAGGUAGAAGAGGCUGCUAAGGAGCGUCAAUCAUUGCGAUCGGAGAUUGAGAAAUCGAGUCAUAUGAUGGUUACUGGAAUUGAGAAGAUCUCUGCUAAAGUGAAUGGUUUUGGUGGCAACGGUAGUCAGUUGCCACGGUCGCAGAAAUAUACCGGUAUGGCGGCUGUGACUUACGGUGUUAUAAAGAGAGCGAAUGAGAUUGUUGAAGAGUUGUUGAAACAGAAUGAUGCAAGUGUUAAGUCUAGGGAUCAAGCUAGGGAACAGAUUGAACAGAGGAAUUAUGAAAUUGCCAUUGAGGUUUCUCAAUUGGAAGCAACAAUCAGUAAUUUGAGGGAUGAGGUUGCCAAGAAAACCUCAGUUGUUGAGGGUUUGGAGAGGGAUUUGGUUGUUAGGGAUCAGAAGUUGAAUGAGGUUUCUGAGAGUUUAAGGAAAGAAGAGAGUAAGGGUUUGGAAUUGAAAGAGUAUGUUAAUGAAUGUGAGGACAAGUUGAGUAAGUUGGAAUCCAAUAUGGAAUCGUUGAGGCCUUUGUUGAUUGAUCAGUUGAGUUUUGUGUCAAAGAUUCAUAACCAGAUUUGCAGUGUUUUUAAGAUUGUUGAUGAUGCGGGUAACUCGGAGCUUUCAGAAUCGUUGUUUGUUCCGCAAGAAACAGACAUUGAAGAGAAUGUGCGUGCCUCUUUGGCUGGGAUGGAAUCCAUACAUGAAUUGACCAGGGUUGUUGUUCAAAAAGUUAGGGAUGUGGUUGAGGAGAAGAAUCGCGAGAUCAAGAGUUUAGAUGAGACUGUGAAUAGGUUAGUUAAGGAAAAGGAUCAAAUUGGUUCAUUGCUUAGGAGUGCUUUGUCAAAGAGGAUGGCAUCUGAUCCGUCAUCUAAGAAAAGUGAGGUGUUUUUAGCUGCGGAAAAUGGUUUGAGGGAGGCUGGGAUAGAUUUCAAAUUUAGUAAGCUUCUUGGUGAUGGAAAGGUUACAGAAUCAAAUGACAACUCAAACAAAUCUGAAAAAGACGAGGAGGAUGAAAUAUAUUCUUUGGCUGGUGCUUUGGAGGAUGUUGUUAAGGCAUCACAGCUUGAGAUCAUUGAACUGCAGCACACUGUGAAUGAAUUAAGGGCAGAGUUGAGUUUACUUAAGCAGCACAUCGAAGCCCAGACCAAAGAACUCGACCAUAGAAUGCACCGGGUAGAGGAACUUGAAGAGAAGGAAAGAGUGGCAAAUGAAAACAUUGAGGGCCUAAUGAUGGACAUUGCUGCUGCUGAAGAAGAAAUUAACAGAUGGAAAGUGGCAGCAGAACAAGAAGCUGCUGCAGGCAGAGGUGUUGAACAAGAAUUUGUAGCACAGUUGUCAACGCUUAAGCAGGAACUUGAAGAGGCAAAGCAAUCCAUGUUGGAAUUAGAGAAAAAAUUGAAAUUCAAAGAAGAGACAGCAGCUGCUGCGAUGGCAGCCAGAGACGCAGCAGAGAAAUCUCUCAAGUUAGCGGACUUGAGGUCUUCUAGACUAAGGGACAGAGUGGAGGAGCUCACUCACCAGCUAGAAGAGUUUGAGAACAGAGAAGACUCAAGGGGACGAAAUAGGCCUAGAUAUGUAUGCUGGCCAUGGCAGUGGCUCGGCCUGGACUUUGUUGGAAUUCCACCACGGUCUAACACACAACAGCAAACAGCAUCUAACGAAAUGGAGCUUUCCGAACCUCUCUUAUAAUUGGACAUUUUCUUUUCCUUUUUCUACCCUCUUGUGUAUUCAUGUUUGAUUUCUUCAAUUUUAUGUCACAGAAUGGUAGUGAAUAGUUUCGACCCGUUCCACCAUUUCUUAAUUUAGCAACGGUGUUGUUGGUCCGACCAUUGUCAUGUUGCAGCAGCGUUUGGCUCGGGUAACUUAUUAUUGCAAUAUGAUAAUCCUGUACAUUCCUUUCAUGGAAGCAUUCCACAUAUAAUGUCGUUACAUUAAUGCAAAAGAGUAGUCCAUACAUUGGUUGUGUUUUCAAUGAAA